AUGUUAGGAGGUUAUAACAAAUGGCAUGAACGCAAUGACAUCCGUAAUGAGACUGGUACAACAUUUACCAAACUAGACCGGCUCUCCGGUUUCUAUGCGUUCAAUAAUGCGCCCAUUGAUGUAAUGCAUUUGGUGGAUCUUGGGCUUACCAAGGCUAUUGAAAGUAAGUACAUAUACAAGCAAGGGAUGCUCCAAAAACGUUUUCAUUGGCAGCCUGCUGGUGAGACACCCAAGGCUUGCUACAAUGCGUUUAUCACGCGGACAAUCUUCCCUCAUUAUUGUAGUCGGCUCCCUACCCAUGCCCAAGGGCUGAAGGGACGCGUCAAGGCCAAACAGCGGCGCCUCUUGCGCCUUAUCAUGGUCGGCUUGUACUUUGAGGCUUGGCGCGUUGGUGACUCGAUCCUAGAUGGCAAUAUCCCUUGUGGAAGUGAGAGAUCAAGGCACUACAAGGCUCAGAAGGUCAAUGCCAAGGCCUUCCGUAGACGUCAAAACCACAUCAACAACUUGAAUGAAGGCGGACUUGACAAGGUUCUCCCUUGGCAAGAAUUUAUGCCAUCACAAAACCCUCGCGACUGGUUUGCAAACUUAUUAAGAUUUUGUAUUGGGGCAACGCUCCUGACUCAACACCGAAUCACUCAAGAGGAGGUUGAACAGGGUUGCCAGUUGCUUGAACAGGUCGGCACGGUGUUCACUGAUAUGAACAUCAAUCUCACUCCAAGCUUCCACGCCAUCACACAUUUGCCCAACCACCUCUACAAGUAUGGAAGUGUUUACAAUACUUCUACCAACCGAUUUGAGCGUGCAAACCAAAUGCUUAUCAACGUCAACAAGAACGGGCACGGGGGCGGAGAAAUUGAAGCAACAAUGGCAAAGGGAUUUAUGCGUCGCGUCGAGUGUUACCGCUAUAUUAACAAACUACAAUCAAUUGAGGGGCCAACGGACGAUGAUAUAGCAACAACAAAACUUUUGUUACAAGGCAUGAGAGACGCCCCGGAACACAAAGUUCAGCGUGGCAGGCUUGAUGCAAUUCUGGCUGGAGACGCCCGAUUUCUUGAACAAGAGCACAUUUGGUUGGCAACUGCCCCUGCCAAAGUUAACUUCAGAGAUCACAAGCAUCAAGCAUAUUAUAAUCUUAUGGUUGAGUAUUGCAAUAACCAUUGUCCUAUAGGUCUACACAACGUCCGCUUUUACGGAUAUGGCGCGCCGCCACCAGAAGGAAUUCAAGUUCAACUUCAUCCUAGCCGAUCUACUCUUGCCUACCCUCACUUCCGUUGGUACGGGGUCCGGUACGGCUCGGCAAACCAUACGCAAGGGUUUGGUUCACGCUAUGGUUAUAUUGAUGACCAAACACCUGUUACCAUUCAGGGUAUUUAUGAGUCAACAGUGACCGUUCUGGGCAAGCAGUACAAAUUUCUGGCUGUUAUGAUUCAGAAAUUUGUUGCUCCGGCAGAACCGCCUGCCUUCCCAUGGAACCAUUGGGAUCAUAUUCUUGGGAUUGGUGCAUGGGUGUACCAAGAACUCCAGCCAGUGGAAGCAGUGCCAGCAAGUGCAUUUACUGGCCUUUUUGCGCUUUCCGAUAUUGAGAUGUCAUACGGGCACUAUUGGCUUACAUUUUCAAUGAUAACAACAAGGCCCAACGAUUUGAGGGACAAAGACAACAUGGGCGUUGAUGACUAA
This is a messenger RNA of Rhizoctonia solani, 1677 nucleotides long. RefSeq names its product Transposase family Tnp2 protein. Lineage: Eukaryota; Fungi; Basidiomycota; Agaricomycetes; Cantharellales; Ceratobasidiaceae. The coding region runs from base 1 to 1677 and encodes 558 amino acids. The record is from RefSeq and is a predicted model, not a curated record. The transcript is spliced from 6 exons.